AUGUCAUCUUUAUAUAAACCCUUUUCUGUGUCAGACGGACCUUGCAAAGAUGCUAUUUUGAAACGAGGAUGCUUGUCGCAACAGCAUCCCACCAUUGCGUUGACCUCGAUUCCGUCGUCUUGUUUUGGUGUUCGGGCUGGCGGGGUUUCAACGAACUGUUACCCACUUGUUCCCAGUGAAACAAGGAGAAAUACUAGAAAUUUAGCCGCGGCAGCAAUAGGAGGGAGAAAGGUCACUCAUCCUGGGAAGGCUAUUCUCGCAGGUGGCAUUGCAGGAGGCAUUGAGAUCUGCAUCACCUUUCCAACGGAAUAUGUGAAAACACAGCUUCAGCUAGAUGAAAGGGCCAACCCUCCUCGAUACAGAGGGAUAGGAGACUGUGUGAAGUUGACUGUGCAGGAUCAUGGGUUGAGGGGACUCUACAGAGGUCUCAGUUCCCUUCUAUAUGGCUCCAUUCCCAAGUCUGCAGUUAGGUUUGGCACAUUUGAAGUUCUUAGCAACCCAAUGCGGGAUGUGAAUGGUCGCCUUGACAACACCCGCAGCUUGCUGUGCGGGCUAGGAGCAGGAAUAGCUGAGGCAGUUCUUGUGGUGUGUCCAAUGGAAACUGUCAAGGUGAAAUUUAUUCAUGACCAGUGUUCACUCCAGCCAAAAUACCGAGGCUUCUUUCAUGGUGUGCGUGAAAUCAUUAGAGAUCAAGGUUUUCGGGGAACAUACCAGGGUCUGACAGCAACAGUGCUGAAGCAGGGAACCAAUCAGGCCAUACGUUUCUACGUCAUGAACUUAUUGCGAAAUUGGUAUAAAGGUGAUGACCCUAGAAAGGACAUGCACCCAUUGGUUACAGCACUGUUUGGGGCGACUGCUGGUGCUGCCAGUGUAUUUGGGAACACUCCACUGGAUGUGGUUAAGACCAGGAUGCAGGGACUGGAAGCACACCGUUACAGGAGUACAAUGGACUGCGCUUUUCAGAUACUGAAGAACGAAGGUCCUCUGGCGUUCUAUAAGGGCACAGUACCACGGCUUGGGAGAGUGUGUUUGGACGUAGCCAUCGUCUUUGUCAUCUAUGAGGAGGUGGUGAAGCUGCUAAACAAUGUGUGGAGGACUGACUAAACAAGGUUAAGUGGACUAAAAGAAGGAGGAAAGAAGGAGAGGAGAUUACCCAGACACAGUUGGCCACGUCACUCUAGUAAAGACAUUCCAGGUGUAACCCUGACCACUGACUUGGAGGGGAAUGGAUUAGGCACACCAUCUGUGUCUGGGUAGUCAAAACGUCACUGAGAGAUAGCGAGGAAAGCACGGUUUUCAUUUGUUCACACACACACAGUGUUGCUGAUGUUGGUCUUAUGUACAGUGAAGUGUAAUCAAGCUGCACUUUGCCCUGCACGUCUGUAAAACCAUACAAGUGUCUUGUCAUUCACCUUGCUCUUACUUACUCGGCAAGUCAUUCAUCUAUACGAUAAAAAGUACCUGAACAAAACGCACAGUAAUAUUCCAACUCGUAGACAUUUACCUUACCCCGUUUUUCAUUGUUUUUUUCUUUUUUUUUAUGAGUUGGAACAAGCGAGAUAUUAAACGUUUUGAUGCUUUUGUAAUUUUGUACGAUUUGCUGAACUGAUUUCAGUGUUUCCUUAACUCUGAGGUUUUGUGAUGGUGGAUAUUAGAUGUGACUCGUUUUUUUUUUUCUGACGGUAAUAUACGUGCACUUUUUUCCCCCUCACUGUAUGUUAAACUUGAAAUAUGUGUUUUGCAUUUGAUGAAAUGCACAAAUCACAAAUUUUAAUGUUAGCUCAGUUACAAAAGGAACCGAUCAAAAAGAUCAUUUGUGGACAAUCAAGUGCACCGUGGGAGGCAAUAUCCUUCCAUUUCAGCCAAAAUAUCCCCGGCAUAUCAGCACAACAUGAAUUUAUCAUUUUAAGGCUGACACCACAGGAGACGGACAUCCAAAGAAUGCUCUAGAUCUUUGG
Molecule: messenger RNA, 1958 nt
Organism: Chanos chanos (milkfish)
Lineage: Eukaryota; Metazoa; Chordata; Actinopteri; Gonorynchiformes; Chanidae
Gene: slc25a1a
Product: solute carrier family 25 member 1a
Exons: 9
Coding region: 1-1104 (367 amino acids)
Biological process (GO): mitochondrial citrate transmembrane transport
Cellular component (GO): mitochondrion
Molecular function (GO): citrate secondary active transmembrane transporter activity
Source: RefSeq, a predicted model, not a curated record